Talaromyces marneffei is the source of this 1455-nucleotide messenger RNA. RefSeq lists its product as uncharacterized. Lineage: Eukaryota; Fungi; Ascomycota; Eurotiomycetes; Eurotiales; Trichocomaceae. The record is from RefSeq and is a predicted model, not a curated record. Gene Ontology annotation, molecular function: glutamine synthetase activity. The coding region runs from base 1 to 1455 and encodes 484 amino acids. The transcript is spliced from 5 exons.
AUGGCCAAAACUACAAUCACCGCAGAAAACGUAGCUACCCUCCUCGAGAACGACACAAAAGUAAAACUCGCCGGCGUCGACGCAGACGGCAUCCUACGUGGCAAACUCGUCGCCAAGAAGAAAUUCCUCUCAAUAGCCCAGGAUGGCUUUGGGUUCUGCUCCGUCAUUUUCGGCUGGGAUAUGCAUGACCGCACGUAUUUCAGGGAAUUAAGCAUCAGCAACAAGGAGAAUGGAUAUAGAGAUUUGUUGGCGAUACCGGAUCUUGCGUCUUUUAGGCGUAUUCCGUGGGAGGAUAAUGUGCCGUUCUUUCUCGUGAGCUUUUUUGAUCCCGAGACGAAGACGCCGAUUAGCGCUUGUCCCAGGAAUUUGUUGCAGACGUCGGUGGAUAAGCUGGCCAAGUUGGGUUAUCAGGCUAUGGCUGGAGCUGAAUAUGAAUUCUACCAAUUCCGCGUUCCCCACGAUGCAUCGAGCACCGAGCGAAAUUCAUCGGCCACAGCUGCCUUUUUAAAGAACAACCCCAUCGAAUCGCUACCUCCGCUUACGGACGGUAUGUUUGGAUAUAGUAUUACGAGGCCGGUGCACAACCAGGAGUAUUAUUAUGGUAUCUUUGAUGCAUGCGAGAAGUUCCGUUGCGAUCUUGAAGGAUGGCAUACAGAGAGCGGACCGGGUGUAUUCGAGGCCGCAUUACAAUUCGAUGAAAUCAAAGAGAUGGCCGACAGGGCUGGGCUGUUCAAAUACGUCGUCAAAUCUAUCGGCAGCAAACACGGAAUAACGCCGGCGUUCAUGGCCAAACCGCGUGAAGGGUUACCAGGCAACAGCGGCCACAUGCAUAUCUCUAUCGUUUCCAAAGAAGGCAAGAAUCUGUUUGCGCGUGAGACGGUCGAUCCGUCCCCGCCGUACCCAGAAGUCGCCCAUUUAUCAGAUAUGGGAAGACAUUUCCUAGCCGGGCUUCUUGAAGGUCUACCAGAUAUAAUGCCUAUAUUAGCACCCACUAUCAACUCUUACAAGCGGUUAGUCGAGAACUUCUGGGCGCCCGUCACCGUAUCCUGGGGCCACGAGCAUCGCGCGGCAUCUAUCCGAUUGAUCGCUCCCCCCACCGCCAGCGCCAAAGCAACGCGCUUCGAAGUCCGCGUCCCCGGCGCGGAUACCAACCCACACUACGUCCUCGCGGCGAUCUUAGCUACUGGUUGGCGAGGAGUGGAGAAGAAACUCGCAAUCUCCUUGCCGCCACUAGGCAAAGGCGAAGCUACGGGCAGCUCUAACGAUAAGGGCGCUCGAUUGGCCAAGUCACUCAAGGAAGCAAAUGAGAUCUUCCGGAGGCCGGGCAGUGUUGCGCGGGAGGUGUUUGAGGACGAGUUUGUGGAUCAUUUCAGUGGGACGAGGGAUCAUGAGAUUAUGCUUUGGGAGGAGGCCGUUACGGACUGGGAAGUUAGGCGGUACAUCGAGACGGUGUAG